Molecule: messenger RNA, 1203 nt
Organism: Penaeus chinensis
Lineage: Eukaryota; Metazoa; Arthropoda; Malacostraca; Decapoda; Penaeidae
Product: extensin-1-like
Exons: 2
Coding region: 1-1203 (400 amino acids)
Source: RefSeq, a predicted model, not a curated record
AUGUACCUGAACCAGCAUAUCAUGUCCCUGAACCAGCAUAUCACGUCCCUGAACCGACAUAUCACGCCCCUGGACCGAGCCACAAGGCCCCAGACUCCUACACCAACACACGCCCCUGAACAAGCAUACAAAGACCCUAAACCAACAUACACUGCCCCAGGCAAAAUACCCCAGGCAGUUCACCACGCCCCUGAGCCAGCGUACAAGAUUCCUGAACCGGCUUACCACGCCCCUAAGCCAACGUACGAAACCCCUGAGCGAGUUUACCACGUCCCUAAGCCAACAUACACGACCCCUAAGCCAGCUUACCAUGUCCCUGGAUCAAUAAACCACGCCUCUCGAACAGUUAACCACGCCCCUGAGCCAUCCUACACAACCCCUAAGCCAGCUUACCACGCCCCUGAGCCAGCUUACCACGCCCCUGAGCCAACUUACCACGCCCCUGAGCCAGCUUACCACGCCCCUGAGCCAGUUUACCGCGCCCCUGAGCCAGCUUACCACGCCCCUGAGUCAGCUUACCACGCCCCUAAGCCAGUUUACCACGCCCCUGAGCCAGCUUACCACGCCCCUGAGCCAGUUUACCACGCCCCUGAGCCAGAUUACCACGCCCCUGAGCCAGCUUACCACGCCCCUGAGUCAGCUUACCACGCCCCUGAGCCAGCUUACCACGCCCCUCAGCCAGCUUACCACGCCCCUCAGCCAGCUUACCACGCCCCUCAGCCAGCUUACCACGCACCUGAGCCAGCUUAUUACGCCCCUGAGCCAAUAUACUACACAACCCCUCAGCCAGCUUACCAAGCCCCAGAACCAAGCCAGAGCAUCCACGCAACCGCCCCUCACCCUCUUGCUUUGCCAUCUAACCUCCAAGUGACCUCGCAGCCUCGCCACCCGACGUCUCUCGGCCUCCCCGCCCUCCCGACUGCCGCGCUACCGACCCGUAACGCCCCCUCGACCCCUUUUCCCAAGCAGACCCUUGCCGUUCCACUCACUGGCCUCCGCGGUCGACACUCCGCCGGCCCUGUGAUCCACGACCUCCUCUCGACCUCUGGAAUCGACUUCGACGCCGAUGACCUCAGAGGACCUGGUCCCAGACCGCUGGCUAUGAGGUCGAGUGGUCAGUUCGACGCGACGACCACGGCUUUCGACUUGAGCGAAACUCUCUUCCGAAAUGCAGUCGACUCGUGGCCUGAUUUGCGACCUUGA